AUGUUCGGUAUCCGUACAGCAUUAUCUAAAACAAUUGCUAAUGGUCCAAAUUUAUUACACCAACAAACAAGGAAUACAUUUAUUUUGAAGAGAAGAUGGCCCCCUCCACUGCAUAAGCAAGGAGGGAAACCCGGUAAAAUGAAAGCAAGACAUUUUGUUUAUGAUUUAAUUGAGGACACUAGUGUAUCUAAAAAACAGGAUGUACAAGUCAUCUUAAACCAAUUCGUUGAAGGUGUUGGUAAUGCUGGUGAUCUACUCACUCUUCGUCCCACUAUUGCCUACAGAGACUUUCUUAUGCCCGGCCUAGCUGUAUAUGCCAGCCCAGAAAAUAUUUCUAAGUUCAAAGUUGAAGAAAAUAAACCCAAAGUAGAAUCAGAAUUCAGUUCACCUUAUGCUCAGAGGACUAUGGGAUGUUUGUCGAGAUUAGUUUUGCAAAUCACGAUGAGUAAAACAAAUCCUUGGACACUAGAGCCCUGGCAUGUUAAGACGUCAUUCAGAAAAGCGGGAUUUGUUGUUCCGGAGCAUGCAAUAACAAUGCCACCAGUAAAAAUAUCCGGACCCAAUCUAGAAUUGCAGGAAAAAGAAUUUUAUGUUACUGUUAAAAUAAAUAAUAAGGAACAAGUGAAUGUAAGGUGCAGAAUCCAUCAUUGGGCUACAGGAUUAGAAAGACUAGCAUGGCAAAAAGAACAUUGGAAGAAACCCAUGGAAGCUCUUAUCCCAGAACAAGCGGCUGUCUUGGAAAGUAUGCCCUUACAGCAAUAG
Danaus chrysippus (African queen) is the source of this 762-nucleotide messenger RNA. The record is from the annotation of a GenBank genome assembly. NCBI's taxonomy places the organism in Eukaryota, Metazoa, Arthropoda, Insecta, Lepidoptera, Nymphalidae.